AUGGUUGUCAAGGAGGGCGUUAUUUCUCUGGAGUACGCUGAUUUGAAGGGGAAGAGAGUGUUCGUCAGGCUGGACCUCAAUGUUCAUCUCGACAAAAAUCAAGAUCUAGGACGGUACCAGGGUGCGCGCCGCUCUUCCCUCCAUCAAGUACUUGAUGUUCACGCCGCCAGAGUCAUCCUCUCCUUUCUCUUGGUAUUUGAUCUUUUCCCAUCUCAGCUUCAAAUCAAUCUGUUUCUAUUAGUUGAUCUGGGUAUUUGCUUCUGUAUACCAUUCGUGUCCUUCCAUUCUCAAUGA
Linum trigynum is the source of this 294-nucleotide messenger RNA. NCBI's taxonomy places the organism in Eukaryota, Viridiplantae, Streptophyta, Magnoliopsida, Malpighiales, Linaceae. The record is from the annotation of a GenBank genome assembly.